GCUGCUGCUGCCGCCGCCCCCGGUCACUCCCGCGAGCCCCGGGGCGCCCGCGCCCGUGAACCCCUGCUGCUAUUACCCGUGCCAGCACCAGGGCAUCUGUGUCCGCUUCGGCCUCGACAGCUACCAGUGUGACUGCACCCGCACCGGCUACUCUGGCCCCAACUGCACUAUCCCUGACCUGUGGACCUGGCUCCGGAAUUCCCUGCGGCCCAGCCCCUCUUUCCUCCACUUCCUGCUGACGCACGGGCGCUGGUUCUGGGAGUUCAUCAAUGCCACCUUCAUCCGUGACAUGCUCAUGCGCCUGGUGCUCACAGCACGUUCCAACCUUAUCCCCAGCCCCCCCACCUACAACUUAGCACAUGACUACAUCAGCUGGGAGUCCUUCUCCAACGUGAGCUAUUACACUCGUGUUCUGCCCUCCGUUCCCCAAGACUGCCCCACGCCCAUGGGGACCAAAGGGAAGAAGCAGCUGCCAGAUGCCCAGCUCCUGGGUCAACGCUUCCUGCUCAGGAGGAAGUUCAUACCUGACCCCCAAGGCACCAACCUCAUGUUUGCCUUCUUUGCACAACACUUCACCCAUCAGUUCUUCAAAACUUCCGGCAAAAUGGGACCUGGCUUCACCAAGGCCUUGGGCCAUGGGGUGGACCUCGGCCACAUUUAUGGAGAUAAUCUGGAUCGUCAGUAUCAGCUGCGGCUCUUUAAGGAUGGAAAACUCAAGUACCAGGUGCUGAACGGAGAGAUGUACCCGCCGUCAGUGGAAGAGGCGCCGGUGCUGAUGCACUACCCACGGAAUGUCCCGGCCCGGAACCAGAUGGCCGUGGGCCAGGAGGUGUUCGGGCUGCUCCCUGGGCUCAUGCUCUAUGCCACGCUCUGGCUGCGUGAGCACAACCGCGUGUGUGACCUGCUGAAAGCGGAGCAUCCCACCUGGAAUGAUGAGCAGCUCUUCCAGACAGCCCGCCUCAUCCUCAUUGGGGAGACCAUCAAGAUAGUGAUCGAGGAGUAUGUGCAGCAGCUCAGUGGCUACUUCCUGCAGCUAAAGUUUGACCCGGAGCUGCUGUUCAGUUCCCAGUUCCAGUACCGCAACCGCAUCGCCAUGGAGUUCAACCAGCUCUACCACUGGCACCCGCUCAUGCCCAACUCCUUCCAGGUGGGCCCCCAGGAGUACACCUACGAGCAGUUCUUGUUCAACACCUCCAUGCUGGUGGACUACGGUGUCGAGACCCUGGUGGAGGCCUUCUCUCGCCAGAGUGCUGGCCGGAUCGGCGGGGGAAGGAACAUGGACCCGCACGUCCUGCACGUGGCCGUGGAAGUCAUCAAGGAGUCGCGAGAGUUGCGUCUGCAGCCGUUCAAUGAGUACCGCAAGCGGUUUGGCAUGAAGCCUUACACCUCCUUCCAGGAGCUCACAGGAGAGAAGGAGAUGGCAGCUGAGUUGCAGGAUCUCUAUGGAGACAUCGAUGCCUUGGAGUUCUACCCGGGCCUGCUUCUCGAGAAGUGCCAUCCAAACUCCAUUUUCGGAGAGAGUAUGAUAGAAAUUGGGGCUCCCUUUUCCCUCAAGGGUCUCCUAGGGAAUCCUAUCUGUUCUCCGGAGUACUGGAAGCCAAGCACAUUUGGUGGGGAGACGGGCUUCAACAUUGUCAAGACAGCCACCCUGAAGAAGCUGGUCUGUCUCAACACCAAGACUUGUCCCUACGUUUCCUUCCACACGCCCAACCCCCACCAGGAUGAGCGGUCUGCUGUGGAGCGGCCACCCACAGAGCUCUGAGGGCACAGGGCGGCAGUAUUCCAGAAAGCUGACACCAGGGUUGACAGUCUUAAAGGUUCUUCUAUUGAAGAACCUUAUACGAAGACCAUAAAAUUGGAUUCUGACGGCAAGAAUGUCAUAUUUGCAGAGUGAGGAUGAAAUAAUCUAGAAAGUUGGGGCAUUCUUAUUUUGUAUUCUAGAAUUCUGGUUGGCCCUCCAGAAUGUUGACUUCAUGAUGGCAAUUCGGAAUGUUGUGAUCCUGGCCGUUGAUCCAGAACACUGGCUGGUGAGCCAGAUCAGUGUCGAUCUGAAUGUUUAGAAUGUUGAUUUGAUUCAUUUUCCCCUUUAGGGGAAUCUGACAUCUAAUAAGAAUGCAUUGCCUGAAUCUGUGCCUGCACUGAGGUGGGGGGGGGCUCUUUUUGGGACCCCAAUUUAGACACUGGUCUGAGGAUAUGGAGAACAGGUUGACUUUUAUCACCUGUUCCACCGGAGCUCUGUCCCCAUCCAUGUCUCAGCUCAUGGCAGCUGUUUCUCAUGAAGCUAAUAAAUUCGUUCUCCAAAUUGCCUGCUACAUAUCUCUUUUGGUCCUAUCUCCAGCAGCUGAGCAGAUGCCAAUAUGGCCUUUCUGCUG
Molecule: messenger RNA, 2372 nt
Organism: Talpa occidentalis (Iberian mole)
Lineage: Eukaryota; Metazoa; Chordata; Mammalia; Eulipotyphla; Talpidae
Gene: PTGS1
Product: prostaglandin-endoperoxide synthase 1
Exons: 10
Coding region: 290-1762 (490 amino acids)
Biological process (GO): response to oxidative stress; cyclooxygenase pathway
Cellular component (GO): cytoplasm; neuron projection
Molecular function (GO): prostaglandin-endoperoxide synthase activity; peroxidase activity; oxidoreductase activity, acting on single donors with incorporation of molecular oxygen, incorporation of two atoms of oxygen
Source: RefSeq, a predicted model, not a curated record